ACCCCUUCUUCUCUCCCAUUCCUCCUCUCGUCCAGGUCAGAAGGCUACCCCCAAAUCCCCAGCCUCCAGAUCCACCCGCCGCCGCCGGCCACCACCGUCGCUUCCCGUCCCCGCCAGCCAGGAUGACAACAGAGGCACCAUUUUACCCACGUGAGAAGAUUGUGCAGCAGCAGCAGUAUUUCCAGAAGUUGAGCAAGCAUACCCACCUCAAAGGGCGUUACGACGUGAUCACCUCUGUUGCCAUUCCCCUUGCGCUUGCUGGCACCAGCUUGUUCAUGAUUGGUCGUGGUAUCUACAACAUGUCCCACGGUAUUGGGAAAAAGUUGUGAAGUUCUGUGGGCUUGCUAGUUAUCCCAGUACGAGGCAUGGAAGCGAUACCGUCCAAGCUAUUACGUCUUCUUUGUUUGCAAAUAAUUAUUGUCAAAGAACGAGGGUCCAUUUCCAGUUCUCUUUUGUUGGUGUUUGUGGAUAUUCCAUGUCAGCAAAUUGAUGCUACACUGGCAAUGAUGAUGCUAUAACAUCGGCAUUGUUACCUUUUCA
Lolium perenne is the source of this 540-nucleotide messenger RNA. Lineage: Eukaryota; Viridiplantae; Streptophyta; Magnoliopsida; Poales; Poaceae. The record is from RefSeq and is a predicted model, not a curated record.